Menidia menidia (Atlantic silverside) is the source of this 546-nucleotide messenger RNA. Lineage: Eukaryota; Metazoa; Chordata; Actinopteri; Atheriniformes; Atherinopsidae. The record is from the annotation of a GenBank genome assembly.
AUGAGGGAGAUUGUGCAUCUUCAGGCCGGCCAGUGCGGCAACCAAAUCGGAGCUAAGUUCUGGGAGGUGAUCAGUGACGAACAUGGCAUCGACCCGUCCGGGACGUACCACGGGGACAGCGACCUGCAGCUGGAGCGGAUCAACGUGUAUUACAACGAGGCAACAGGUGGAAAAUAUGUCCCUCGUGCGGUGCUGGUGGACCUGGAGCCAGGGACCAUGGACUCUGUGAGGUCCGGCCCGUUUGGUCAGAUCUUUAGACCCGACAACUUUGUUUUCGGCCAGAGCGGGGCCGGUAACAACUGGGCCAAGGGCCACUACACGGAGGGAGCGGAGCUGGUGGACUCGGUGCUGGACGUGGUGAGGAAGGAGGCGGAGAGCUGCGACUGCCUGCAGGGCUUCCAGCUCACGCACUCGCUGGGCGGGGGCACGGGCUCCGGCAUGGGCACGCUGCUCAUCAGCAAGAUCAGGGAGGAGUACCCCGACCGCAUCAUGAACACCUUCAGCGUGGUGCCCUCCCCCAAGGUCUGUGUGUGCGUGUGUGUGUAG